CACGCGCUCACCCAAAAAAACGCCAUCGUCAAACCCUAUCCCAGUCUCUCAUUCUCUCUCGUCUCUCCUCCUGAUCACUAUCUCUUCCUCUCAAAAAAUCCUAAACCCUAACCCUAGAUUUCUCAUGAAGUUCGUCAAACCCUUCGACGACCCUAGGGUUUUCCUGUCGAAACCAGACGUCAUUUGAUGGUUUCUUCGGCACCCUCCAAACCCUAGGUUUUUUUCUUUUUGUGUUGUGUUUUUCUGUUUUCUUUAAUCUGAGGCUAUGGAGGGCUCUGUGGAGGAUCUCGGAGCCCCGGAGUCGUGGGAGGUCGCCGAUUUGGACGAGUCCAUGAGCCGCCUCAUACUCUCCUCCAAGAAAGACUCCAAGCCGGUUCAAGAGCUGAGCGAUAGCUCAGCUUCAGUUUCGGCUUCAUCGGCUUCUGUUGCUUCGAAUUCGGUUUCGGCCGGUGGUGAGGAUGCCUCCGACGAUGUAAUCAAUCAGGUCGAUCAGUUCCUUCGAGAAGCUCUGCAGAAUCCUCGUGAGCGCUUGUCAAUUUUACGGAUGGAGCAAGAUGUUGAAAAGUUUAUUCGUGAUCCUACUCAACAGCAAUUUGAGUUCCCACAGCUGCCUACAUCCUAUUUACGGUUGGCUGCACACCGUGUGGCACAGCAUUACUCGCUGCAGUCAAUGGUUUUAUUGGACAAUAGUUUGCCUGACGGUACAGGUUCCAGAAUUAUUGUUCGCAAAACUUCUGAGUGCCGGCUUCCUCUGAUUCGACUUGCAGAUAUCCCUAUCAAUUUACCAUCAGAAGAGAGUGGUGUUAUUAAGGUUGCAAUCAAACAGAGACCACAGAAACGGUCACAGACUGUCAACAAUGCAAAUUCAAAUUCUUUAAAGUCGGGCAAUUCCAAAAGCGUCGAGGAAAGAAAAGAGGAGUAUAACAGGGCUCGUGCUAGAAUAUUUAACUCCAGUAAUAGUAUUAGCAGUGUUGUAAGUGGGAAACCGGAAAAUGAACCAAGGCUGCCGGAGAAUUCCCAGCAUGGUUACUUGGGGAUUCCGAGGAUAGAAGAGAAAUCUGUUUCGGCCAUUACUGAUGUAAAUUCUAGUAGAGGUCUGAUCGAUUCUUCGACAAGUAGCAGUAGAUCAGCUAGAAGUAGAACAGAGAAGGAGCCACCAAUUGGUCGGAACAAACCAAAUAGUAGGGUGGCUAUAUUUAGGGACCGUGAGGUUGAUCGUAAGGAUCCUGAUUAUGAUCGGAAUUAUGACAGGUAUUUGCAAAGAUUUGAUCCUGGGUUUGGGUUCAACGGAGGACCAUACACCAUGCAGCCUAUGUACACACCUGCAUUGAACUACAACACUGAAUUUCCACAACUUGGAUCUACUCAUAGGCCUCAGAUUUCUCCUGAACACCAACCUCGGCCACUCCCUCAACAUCUGCCUGGGCCAUGGGCUGGACCAUCAACCCCUACAGGAAUUGGGUAUGGCCAUCCAGAGACAAUGAUGACAGCAUUCAAUCCUAAUCAUGUCAGUGCCCGCUCCACAUCUGCCAUAUACCUGCAUUCCUCUCAGUACCCUUGUCAGCAGCCAGGAAUGCCCUUCAUCCAUCCUCAUGAACAAGUUCACCAACCUUUUUCACAGUCUCAUCAACAGCAACCUGAUGCAAGUUUUGGAUUAGCCCGGCCCCGAUGAGGGGCAUGGGCCAUGCCUGCACGCUGCCAGCUGGAGCCCAAAAUAUGAUGAGGGGUUGCUACAGUUGCACAUAUUAUUAGCUGGCAGGAGUGCAGGCAUAGAGGACCGAGAUGGACCGAAUUGGAUGUAUUAAUUUCAUGGAGACCAAUAUUUGAUCCAUUCGACCAUCUUGGGUUUGAUGGAGGCUUCUUGCAUCUCUGAUAAAUGAUGAAGAAGCUCAUUGGGUUUACCAUUUCCAUCUCUAAAUGAGGUUUUUGAGAGCCAUGUUUUACAACUGAUGAUUGAUGAAGAAUGAGAAUAGAAGAAGAAUUUACCAGAGCUGGGAAAGUAAUUGGUCGGCUUGGACACAGGCUUUGCUCAUCUUUUAACUACAAGCAAAACUAAAAUAGGUGUUUUCUUUUUGGCGACAGCACCACCAAGAAGAAUCAAAGUGAACAUGCAUUGAAGGAAUUCAGAAGCUUAUAGGGAUCUUUGGUGUGCCUCUGGCUUUUUUGAUUUGUGAAAGCUCUGAUCAUCACUUGCUAUGCUUCAUUGGAACACUUUUUUGGUGCAGAAAUAAGAAAGCAAACCCACAUUAUGUACCAUAUUAGCCGUUUGGGACUGUAACUAUAUUUUAGGUCACUCUUUAAUUUAUUUUGGAUAUAUUACUCGUAUCCAUUGCAGAAUCUGAAAAUGUUGGUAGUUGUGAAUACCUAAAUUUGUAUUUAUGUUCUCACAUGGUUAGCCUCUCUAUUCAGGUUCCUUUGCUGGUUACACGCA
Molecule: messenger RNA, 2431 nt
Organism: Corylus avellana
Lineage: Eukaryota; Viridiplantae; Streptophyta; Magnoliopsida; Fagales; Betulaceae
Molecular function (GO): nucleic acid binding
Source: RefSeq, a predicted model, not a curated record